Rhodofomes roseus is the source of this 3914-nucleotide messenger RNA. RefSeq names its product DNA-dependent RNA polymerase II second largest subunit. Gene Ontology annotation, molecular function: DNA-directed RNA polymerase activity; DNA binding; ribonucleoside binding. Gene Ontology annotation, biological process: DNA-templated transcription. The record is from RefSeq and is a predicted model, not a curated record. The transcript is spliced from 9 exons. Gene Ontology annotation, cellular component: RNA polymerase II, core complex. NCBI's taxonomy places the organism in Eukaryota, Fungi, Basidiomycota, Agaricomycetes, Polyporales, Fomitopsidaceae. The coding region runs from base 123 to 3809 and encodes 1228 amino acids.
GCUUGGUGGCGGCUACAUACGACUGCCCCUCUCCCUGCGCUACGCCCGUAGACGUCCCCUCACGAACCAUACCAUCCUUGUGACUUCUCUGUCUUGCUUAGAGAGCUUGAAGUAUCGCGAAAAUGAGUCAAGAAGUUGACCCAACCCAGCAGUCCUACUAUGACGAGACGGGCUACGGGCUCGAAGGGGACGACGAGGACGAUGAGGCCCUCGAGGAAAUCACACAGGAAGACUGCUGGACCGUCAUCUCCAGCUUCUUCGACCAAAAGGGUCUCGUCCGGCAGCAGCUUGACUCCUUCGACGAGUUUGUGCAAAACACGAUGCAGGAGCUCGUGGACGAGAACGCGGACCUCAUCCUUGACCAGAGCGACCAGCACACGGGUCACGAAGGCGACGUCAACCGGCGGUACGAGAUCAAGUUCGGGCAGAUCUACUUGUCGAGGCCGACGGUCACGGAGGCGGAUGGUUCGGUCGUCCCUGUGUUCCCCCAGGAAGCGAGGCUGAGGAACCUGACGUACUCUGCGCCGCUGUAUAUCGAGAUGAAGAAGCGGGUGAUGAUUGGGAGGGAGGACCCGGAUAGUCUGACGGGUGACAUGAUCUGGGAGCCAGAGCAGGACGAUAACCCGGAGGACACUAGGAAGGUUUGGAUUGGCAAGGUGCCCAUCAUGCUACGGUCUUCCUUCUGCAUUCUCUACGAGCUCUCCGACACGGAGCUGUACGACCUCAACGAGUGUCCUUUCGACUCCGGAGGAUACUUCAUUAUCAACGGCUCCGAGAAAGUCUUGAUUGCGCAAGAGCGCAUGGCUACGAACCACGUCUACGUCUUUGCGAAGGCACAACCUUCCCCCAUCAGCUUCCUCGCGGAGAUCCGUAGUGCGGUCGAGCGGGGUGGAAAGACGAUUAGUCAGUUCCAGGUCAAGCUCUACCACCGCAACCAGGAGCGUUCGCUCGGGAAUGUCAUGAAAGCCACAAUUCCUUACAUCAAAGUCGACAUUCCCAUCUGGGUCGUCUUCCGCGCUCUCGGUGUGAUUUCCGACCGCGACAUCCUCGAACAUAUCUGCUACGACAUGCAGGACGCGCAGAUGCUCGAGAUGCUCAAGCCGUGCAUCGACGACGGCUUCGUGAUCCAGGAUCGCGAGGUCGCACUGGACUUCAUCGGCAACCGUGGUACAACCACUGGUCUCAACCGCGAGCGCCGUCUGCGGUAUGCGCAGGAGAUUUUGCAGAAGGAAAUGUUGCCGCACGUCUCGAUGGCGGAGGGCUCAGAGUCGAAGAAGGCAUACUUCUUUGGAUAUAUGAUUCACCGACUGCUCCUUGCUGCUAUGGAGCGGAGAGACUUGGACGACCGUGAUCACUUUGGCAAGAAGCGGUUGGACCUUGCCGGACCCCUGCUCGCCAACCUCUUCCGUAUGCUCUUCCGGAAGCUGACGAAGGACGUAUACCGCUACUUGCAGAAGUGUGUUGAGACGCACAAGGAGUUCAACCUCAACCUCGCUGUCAAGCAUAACACGAUCACGAACGGCCUCAAGUACUCCCUCGCCACUGGGAAUUGGGGCGACCAGAAGAAGUCGAUGGCUUCAAAGGCUGGUGUCUCGCAGGUGCUGAACCGGUACACCUACGCGUCUACGCUUUCGCACUUGCGUCGUUGUAACACGCCUCUGGGACGAGAGGGGAAGAUCGCAAAGCCUCGUCAGCUGCACAAUACUCACUGGGGUAUGGUCUGCCCAGCAGAGACGCCAGAAGGACAGGCCUGCGGUCUUGUCAAGAACCUUUCGCUCAUGUCAUGUAUCUCCGUCGGCUCGCUCUCCGCGCCGGUCAUCGAGUUCCUGGAGGAGUGGGGUCUGGAAUCGCUGGAGGAGAACGCUCACUCCGCAACGCCGUGCACGAAGGUCUUCGUGAACGGUGUAUGGAUGGGUGUACAUCGCGACCCGGCAAACCUUGUGAAGACGAUCAAGAAGCUUCGUCGCAAGGACGAUAUCAGCCCCGAAGUGUCGGUCGUGCGCGACAUCCGUGAACGGGAGCUGCGAUUGUACACGGACGCAGGCCGUGUAUGUCGCCCCCUGUUCAUCGUGGAGAACCAACAGUUGCUCCUCACGAAGAAGCAUAUCCAAUAUAUCAACAACGGGAAGGAUGACGAGGGCACCGAGUACAAGUGGGACUCGCUUGUAAAAAGUGGGGUGAUCGAGCUCCUCGAUGCCGAGGAAGAGGAGACCGUCAUGAUUUGCAUGACCCCAGACGAUCUGGAGGCGUCGAGGUUGCAAACGCACGGCCUCGACCAGAGUGCCAACGAUACCGAGUUCGACCCUGCAGCUCGAUUGAAGGCGACGACCAGCAUCCAUACCUGGACGCACUGCGAGAUUCACCCCAGCAUGAUACUCGGUGUGUGUGCUAGUAUCAUCCCCUUCCCCGAUCACAAUCAGUCACCUCGUAAUACCUACCAAUCCGCCAUGGGUAAGCAAGCCAUGGGUAUCUACCUCACCAACUUCCUGGUUCGUAUGGACACGAUGGCGAACAUCCUGUAUUACCCGCAGAAGCCCCUCGCCACCACGCGGUCCAUGGAGUACUUGCGAUUCCGAGAGCUUCCUGCUGGUCAGAACGCCAUUGUUGCCAUCCUGUGCUACAGCGGUUACAACCAGGAAGAUUCCGUCAUCAUGAACCAGAGCUCCAUCGACCGAGGGUUGUUCCGCAGUAUGUACUACCGCAGCUACAUGGACCUCGAGAAGAAGAGCGGCAUCCAGCAGCUCGAGGAGUUCGAGAAGCCCACACGAGAUACGACUCUUCGCAUGAAGCACGGUACUUACGACAAGCUCGAGGACGAUGGUCUCAUCGCUCCUGGCACAGGUGUCAACGGCGAGGAUAUCAUCAUCGGCAAGACUGCUCCUAUUCCUCCAGAUAGCGAAGAGCUCGGGCAGCGGACGCGUAACCAUACAAAACGGGAUGUGUCGACGCCGCUGAAGAGCACGGAGAGUGGUAUCAUUGACCAGGUGCUGAUCACGACGAAUGCGGAGGGACAGAAGUUCGUCAAGAUCCGUGUGCGGUCGACGCGUAUUCCGCAGACCGGUGACAAGUUCGCGUCUCGGCACGGUCAAAAGGGUACAAUUGGUAUCACGUACCGCCAGGAGGACAUGCCGUUCACUGCGGAGGGUAUCACACCUGACAUCAUCAUCAACCCCCAUGCCAUCCCGUCGCGUAUGACAAUCGGUCACUUGGUCGAGUGCUUGCUCUCGAAGGUGGCGACACUCAUCGGGAACGAGGGUGACGCGACACCAUUCACUGAUCUCACCGUCGAAUCUGUCUCCCAGUUCCUGCGGCAGAGAGGUUAUCAGUCGCGCGGCUUGGAGGUGAUGUACCACGGGCAUACCGGUCGCAAGCUGCAAGCCCAAGUCUAUCUCGGACCCACGUACUACCAGCGUCUCAAGCACAUGGUGGACGACAAGAUUCACUCCCGUGCAAGAGGCCCAGUACAGAUCCUGACGAGGCAACCAGUCGAGGGUCGUAGCCGUGACGGUGGUCUGCGGUUCGGAGAGAUGGAACGUGAUUGUAUGAUUUCGCAUGGUGUCGCAGCGUUCCUCAAGGAACGUCUGUUCGAGGCGAGUGACGCUUACCGGCUACAUGUCUGCGACAUAUGCGGUCUCACCGCUAUCGCAAACCUUAAAAAGCAAACCUUCGAAUGCCGGUCAUGUAAGAACAAGACAGCAUGUUCACAAUUGUAUAUUCCCUACGCGGCCAAGCUGCUGUUCCAGGAAUUGCAAAGCAUGAACAUCGCUGCCCGCUUGUACACAGUGUCCACAGGGCGCAUCAGGGACUAGGUUGCUCAGUGCUCAUGGACACUCCUCGCUUUCGGUUUCAGAGCUAUCUUGCAUGCAUGUAUACUACAGAUGAUCGAUAUAAUCUAACGAAUGUUGCGACAUUAG